UUGCGCAAUAUUCUUCUAACAUGAAGAUGUCUGAAUCUGAUAUUUCAAACGUAAACAAAAAUUUAGAUAUUGAUUCUAAUAUGAGGAAAAAAUCAGAAAGUGAUAACAAACCUGCAAUGACCCAAGACGACGAUUCAGAAGGGACAGAAGAACAACCUUUGGAUAUCGGAGAACAUUAUUUAGUUCGAAGAUCUGACGAUUCUUGGCAUCCUGCCGAAAUAAUUCAAACUAGAUAUAAUGACACAGAACAGCAAUAUGAAUAUUAUGUUCAUUAUGAGGGAUAUAAUAGGCGAUUGGAUGAAUGGGUUCCUAGAGGUAGAAUUAUGUCCUCAAGAUUCAACAUGGGGGAAGGGGGACAAAAAAUGAACUCCGAGAAAGGUUGGAAAGAUGGACCAGUUGUAACAGAUUUAUUAUCAGACAGUACAGACAGAAAGAUCACGAGAAACCAGAAAAGAAGGCAUGAUGAAAUUAACCAUAUUCAGAAAAGCUAUGCAGAGAUGGAUCCCACUACAGCUGCCCUUGAGAAAGAACAUGAACAAAUUACAAAAGUGAAAUAUAUAGACAGAAUCCAAAUUGGCAGAUUUGAAAUUGAUACUUGGUAUUUUAGUCCAUAUCCAGAAGAGUAUGGCCGUCAAAGUAAACUGUGGAUAUGUGAAUAUUGCCUAAAAUACAUGAGGUUAGAGAAGAGUUAUAGGUACCACAUGAGCGAAUGUACAUGGAGACAGCCUGUGGGGAAAGAAAUUUAUCGUAAAGGUACACUUUCAGUUUAUGAAGUGGAUGGAAGAGAUCAUAAAGUCUACUGCCAAAAUCUGUGUCUCCUUGCGAAGUUAUUUUUAGACCAUAAAACUCUAUAUUUUGAUGUAGAACCGUUUUUGUUUUAUAUUUUGUGUGAAGUAGAUAAACAUGGUGCACAUAUUGUUGGAUAUUUUUCAAAGGAGAAAGAAUCACCUGAUGGAAAUAAUGUAGCAUGUAUUUUGACAUUGCCCCCAUACCAACGACAAGGAUAUGGAAAAUUGCUUAUUGCUUUCAGUUAUGAAUUGUCUCGACUUGAAGGGAAUGUGGGUAGUCCAGAGCAACCUCUGAGCGACCUUGGAAAAUUGAGUUACCGCAGCUAUUGGAGUUGGAUUUUACUCGAAAUUCUAAGAGAUUUUAGAGGAACCCUUUCGAUUAAAGAUCUGAGUCAAAUGACUAGCAUAACUCAAACUGAUAUCAUUUCUACUCUCCAAAGUAUGAAUAUGGUGAAGUAUUGGAAAGGACAGCAUGUUAUUUGCGUAACACCAAAACUGGUUGAAGAACAUAUAAGAUCGAGUCAGUACAAAAGACCUCGUUUAUGUGUAGAUAGUAGUGCAUUGAGGUGGACACCCCGCAGACACAACAAUAAAUUAAAUAAAAAGUGAAGAAAAUAUUUUAUUCAUCGAUUCAGUUAAAUAUUGUUCGAAAUUAUGUGAUAAAAGUUUUCAAUAAAUUCUUUCAUUAAUA
Molecule: messenger RNA, 1479 nt
Organism: Coccinella septempunctata (seven-spotted ladybird)
Lineage: Eukaryota; Metazoa; Arthropoda; Insecta; Coleoptera; Coccinellidae
Gene: mof
Product: histone acetyltransferase KAT8
Exons: 6
Coding region: 21-1397 (458 amino acids)
Biological process (GO): regulation of DNA-templated transcription
Molecular function (GO): histone acetyltransferase activity
Source: RefSeq, a predicted model, not a curated record